Gekko japonicus is the source of this 1338-nucleotide messenger RNA. It is a transcript of the gene FBXO47, whose product is annotated as F-box protein 47. Gene Ontology annotation, molecular function: protein binding. NCBI's taxonomy places the organism in Eukaryota, Metazoa, Chordata, Lepidosauria, Squamata, Gekkonidae. Bases 1 to 1338 code for a protein of 445 amino acids. The transcript is spliced from 10 exons. The record is from RefSeq and is a predicted model, not a curated record.
AUGACAUCUCCUAUAAGAACCAGCUACACCUUGAUUCCCAACCAGAAAUAUCGACGUAGCUGCCGCCAUUACAACAAAUUUAAUAAUGUUCUGGACACAGAUUCUCCAUCUCUGUCAACACUUGGGAAUUUCAAAGCGCUUCCCUUAGAGAUCUUUCAAAUGGUUUUGGAAUAUCUUCCAGUGAAGGAUAUCAGCAUGCUAAGCAUGGUGUCAAAGACUAUCAGCAGCCGCCUUAUUAAUUACAUCUCAACUCCAACAGGAAACAAAAGGCUUUUGCUGCAGGACUUCCAUAAUCCUGAGCGAUCUGGCAAUAGGAAAAGACCAUCUAUGCUAGAACACUACAGAUCAUUAGGCCUGUUACUAAAAAGGUGUACCUUACUACUGCCCACAAAGGAGAGGCUGAAAUACAUACACAAGAUACUUUCGGAAAUUUCCUGCUUUAAACUUAGUGGCUGCUCAGAUCCUUUGCAUUGUUCAGGACUGCAGUGUUAUGGAGUGUUUUUACAGACCUUAACUGCAGGUUGGGAUGAACUAGAAUGUCAUCGGGUUUACAACUUCCUUUGUGAACUAAGCAAUUUACCCAGGAGAGUGCAGACAGCUGUCAGCAGCAAACCUGGAAGUGCACGAAAACUGGAGCUGAGGAUAAGGAUAUUUUGCCGCAGUGUCUUGUUAAACCACUGGGUCCAUUCAAGUGAUUCGGCGUUUUGGCUGACGCGUAUUUUAAAACCAUGGCCAAUGGUCAAUCAAGCCCGGCUACUAUAUAUAAUUUUUGGGCCUGCCUCUAAUCUGGAUGGGCAUGUAGUUUGGCAGAAAAUGAUGGAAGGUCCAACUGAUGAGACCAGUUUAAAGGGGCUAGCAGAUGCUAUUAAAUUACUUUAUGACCCGGAAGCAAAAGAGUGGACAGCUGAUGAUGUCAUCAGUCUAGUGGAUGAACUUGAAUGGCUUCUGGAAAACAGUGCCAGGCUUCUUAUCCUGUGUGGAAACAAUAUCUGCUUCACUUUUAUGGCUAGCAAAGCUGUGAACGGCAGAGCCAUUGAAUUGGCCAGGCUGGUGGUUUUCCUGGCUUUGGUGUGUGAGAAGGACCUGUAUUGCAUGGACUGGGCUGUAAAAAUGAUGCAGAAGGUCUGCAAGGUUUUCAACACCUCGGGUGAAAGGAACAACUUCCUACAAAGUGUGGAGAAUGCCUUUGCUCACAUCGUCAUGGAUGCACUGCAGUCAGUGAUAUCUGGGGAGCAUGAUGAAGAAGACCGCAGCUUUCUGUACCUGUUCCAUCUGGUGAAUGCACAAGCCAAUUUUCAUAAGGAAAUCCUUUAUCUGACAAUGAGUAACAAGACAUAA